Messenger RNA from Emiliania huxleyi CCMP1516, 570 nucleotides. RefSeq lists its product as hypothetical. Gene Ontology annotation, molecular function: protein binding. The coding region runs from base 1 to 570 and encodes 189 amino acids. NCBI's taxonomy places the organism in Eukaryota, Haptophyta, Isochrysidales, Noelaerhabdaceae. The record is from RefSeq and is a predicted model, not a curated record. The transcript has a single exon.
AUGCGUCCAGCGCUGACGUCCGAUGUCGACUCGGCUGGUCGGUGCGCUGGCGGCCGCGUCCGUAUCGCCGCGUGCGUCGCCGAGUCGAAAGGCCUCGGCGCGUUCGCCGUGAUGCCCCUAUCGCCGGGCAUGGUGCUCGGAUAUUACGCCGGUGAGGUGCUAACCCUGGCGGAGAUGAUCCUCCGCUACGGGAGCGGCGACGUCGACUCGCCAUUUGAGUACGAGGCGGCGAAUCAACGGGCGGCUUGGGAGGCAGAGCGGAGUGCGCGCGGCGUCAGUUCCUCCGGGACCUACCUCUUCAACGCGGGCAGGUGUCCGCUCUCGGGACGCACGCUCCUCGUUGACGGCGAGGACCCGAGCCUCUCCAACUGGACGCGUUACAUCAACCAUUCCACCCGCCGCCCCGCCCUGUCAGCCCGCAGCGAGGUGCUAGCAGCGGAGGGGCGGGACGGGCUCGGAACGCCACGGGUCACCUUCGUGACACUUCGGGAAAUAGCGGAGGGGGAGGAGCUCACCUUCGACUACGGAGACGGGUUUGAUGUGGACGUCCUCUCUUUUGUCGACGAGUAG